This is a messenger RNA of Camelina sativa (false flax), 575 nucleotides long. Lineage: Eukaryota; Viridiplantae; Streptophyta; Magnoliopsida; Brassicales; Brassicaceae. The record is from RefSeq and is a predicted model, not a curated record.
AAAUAGGAAGAGAUUACACACACAAAAACCACAAACACACUAAAACAAACUUCUAUCAACUCAAAAUACAAACAAAAGAAAGAAAAAUGGUGAUGAUGAAGGCCACAUGGGUUUCCGUUUUUGCCCUCGCGGCGGUCCUCUUAUUGGUCCUACUUCCCGCGGCUGAAGCCGUGACAUGCUCGCCAAUGCAACUAAGCCCAUGUGCAGCGGCGAUAACGUCGUCUUCUCCACCAUCGGCGUUGUGCUGUGCUAGGCUCAAAGAGCAGAAGCCAUGCCUAUGUGGUUACAUGAGAAACCCUAGCCUCCGUCGCUUCGUAAGCACUCCCAACGCUCGUAAAGUCUCUAACCAUUGCAGACUCGCCAUCCCAAGGUGUUGAAUAAUCAAAGAACCGUUUGAUGUUUAUGGUCAUUCAGAAUGACUCAUUCUAUAUAUGCUAUGAGUUUUACUUUUGUUGUGUGUGUGUUUAAGGAUGUUAUUAAGUAUUGUAGUAGAGUUAAGUAAGUUGUACGCUUCGCGAAUAACAAUGUGUGGUGAUGCUUUGUACGCAUCUUAUUUUUAAUUUUUGCUUAUCUUA